This is a messenger RNA of Lodderomyces jiufengensis, 1290 nucleotides long. It is a transcript of the gene ECM33, whose product is annotated as Ecm33p. Gene Ontology annotation, cellular component: fungal-type cell wall; plasma membrane. NCBI's taxonomy places the organism in Eukaryota, Fungi, Ascomycota, Pichiomycetes, Serinales, Debaryomycetaceae. Gene Ontology annotation, biological process: fungal-type cell wall organization. The coding region runs from base 1 to 1290 and encodes 429 amino acids. The record is from RefSeq and is a predicted model, not a curated record. The transcript has 2 exons.
AUGCAAUUGAAGAAUAUUUUAGCUGUUUCAGCUAUUGCUAGUUUAACAUCAGCUGCUAAUAAUUCUACCUUAACUACUGCUACUCCAUCAGUUAAUAGUGGAUGUUCAUUUUCAGAUUUUACUGCCACUGCUUCAGGUCAAGUUGCUUCAGUUGCUGCCUGUGAAACUGCUGUAGGUGAUGUUACUAUUCAAGGUGAUGCAUUCGGAACAGUUGAAUUAACUGGUUUAAAACAAUUAUAUGGUGAUUUAUCAAUCAUAAAUGCUACUCAAGCUUCUACUGUUAAUGCACCAACUUUACAAUUAAUUUCAGGAACUUUUGAAGUUAAUGCUAACACCAUUUUAUCAAACUUGAAUUUAGCUCAAUUAACUACUGUUGGUACUUUAAAUUUGAAUGCUUUACCAGCUUUAGAAUCAACUGGUUUAGCUUCAGGUUUAACUUCAGCUGACUCAAUUAUUAUUUCAGAUACUGGUUUAAAUCAAUUAACUGGUAUUAAUGUCUAUAGAUUAAAAGUUUUCAAUGUUAAUAAUAAUGGUGAUAUUGAUACUAUUGAUUCAGGUUUACAAGAAGUUACUGAUACUAUUGAUAUUUCAUAUAAUGCUGAAAAAGUUGAUGUUAUUUUAAAUCAAUUAACUUCUGCUAAUAAUGUUAUUUUACAAUCAGUUAAUUCAUUCCAAGCUCCAAACUUAACUCAAACUAAUGGUUCAGUUGCUUUUUCAUCAUCAUCAAUUGAAAAAAUUGAAUUAAAACAAUUAAAAUCAAUUGGUAAAUCAUUAACUAUUAAUAAAAAUGAAGAUUUAGAUGAAGUCGAUUUCCCUAAAUUAGAAACUAUUGGUGGUGCUUUACAAAUUUCCGAUAAUGAUAACUUAAAAUCAUUAGAUGGUUUCCCAGAAUUAAAUUCAGUCGGUGGUGCUGUCAACAUUAAUGGUUCAUUUGAUAAUGGUACUUUCAGCUCAUUAACAAGAGUUGCUGGUGGUUUUAUUUUAAAAAUUGAUGGUGAAUUAUCAUGUUCAGCUUUCAAUAAAUUAAAUUCAAAUGGUGAUGUUAAAGGUGAUAAAUUCCAAUGUCAAGAUAAAGUUACUACUUCAUCAUCAUCAUCUAAAAAAUCAGGUUCAGAUUCAUCAUCAGAUUCAUCAUCAUCUGAAACUGGUUCAUCAUCAGGCGGUUCAGGUUCUUCAUCAUCAGGUUCAUCAUCAUCAUCAAGCAGAAAAUCAGAUGCUAACACCGCAAGAGUUGGUUUAUUAGCUUCAGUUAUGGCUGCUUUUGGUGCUAUUGGUGUUGCUUUUGUUUAA